Pneumocystis jirovecii RU7 is the source of this 270-nucleotide messenger RNA. RefSeq names its product Sm-like protein LSM2. The transcript has 3 exons. The annotation marks the transcript as partial. The record is from RefSeq and is a predicted model, not a curated record. Gene Ontology annotation, cellular component: P-body; U6 snRNP; Lsm1-7-Pat1 complex. NCBI's taxonomy places the organism in Eukaryota, Fungi, Ascomycota, Pneumocystomycetes, Pneumocystales, Pneumocystaceae. Gene Ontology annotation, biological process: mRNA splicing, via spliceosome. Gene Ontology annotation, molecular function: RNA binding.
AUUGAUACACAAGUAGUCGUAGAGUUAAAAAAUGAUUUAUCUAUUAGAGGUAUUCUAAAAUCUUGCGAUCAAUUCUUAAAUCUACGCAUUGAUGAUUGUCAAGUUUUAGAAGAGCUAAAAUAUCCACAUUUAAGUGCUGUAAAAAAUAUGUUUAUUAGAGGAAGUGUUGUUAGAUAUGUUCACAUACCUUCUGAAAAUGUUGACACUUCUCUUCUUGAGGACGCAACUCGUAGGGAAGCUCAAAUUCAAAGUCAGAAAAAUGAGCGAUAA